Molecule: messenger RNA, 2345 nt
Organism: Magallana angulata
Lineage: Eukaryota; Metazoa; Mollusca; Bivalvia; Ostreida; Ostreidae
Product: DDB1- and CUL4-associated factor 10-like
Exons: 6
Coding region: 93-2042 (649 amino acids)
Cellular component (GO): Cul4-RING E3 ubiquitin ligase complex
Molecular function (GO): protein binding
Source: RefSeq, a predicted model, not a curated record
UUAACCAUUUGCCUCACAUGAUGUUUAAUGUUAUCCUCAUCUUUUUUUCACAUAGACGAUAAUCCCAGAAACACAAAUGUAAACAGGAUAGUAUGACGUGUAAAGAUGCCAAGUUUUCUCCUUUAUUCUGGCUGAAGAAGAGAGAACUUGGACACAAAUUUUCCAGCUUUGAAGCCAGAAGUUUCCGUGGAGGGCUAUAUUCCUCAUUGAAAGCUGUCCAUAAAUGGGACCCGCAGAAGACUGUGGAUUCUACACACCACGGUGGAAUAUUUAACUUUGACUUCUCUCCUGAUGGAUCUUUGUUGGCAGCAGCUUGUGAAGGACAGAGCAUCUUGUUGUUUGAUCCCUUCAAUGGCCGUCUGAUCGGAGAAAAAAGCAAAGCACACACUGACUGUGUCAACAUUGUUAAGUUUCUGGACUCUAGAUUAUUUGCUACUUGUUCAGAUGACUCGACUGUUGCACUCUGGGAUGUCCGGUUCUUGAAACAUAAACUGCAUGAGCUUAAAGGUCACACAAACUGGGUCAAGAACAUUGAGUAUGACCGCAACACUGGCCUCCUUCUCACCUCAGGUUUUGAUGGCAACAUUUUCACCUGGGAUAUUAAUAGGUACACAGAUACUGAGACAAAGGGCACCAAGGUCUUCACCUACAAACUGUUGAUGAGAUCCAAGCUGUCUCCUGACUCCUCCAAGCUUGUUGUCUCCACCCAGAAUGGUUACAUCAUAGUUAUUCACGACCUUGACCUACUGACCCUGGCAGAUGACCUGAAAAAUUUUCCUCCCUAUGGAUCUCCAUCUUCGUUCCCUUUCCAGAGAAAUCAGCGCCGGAACCGAGUGGAGUUGAUACGGGAGUGGCCGUCAGGGGACAAUGCCAGCGACAUCGCCUCCCUGCAGAUCCAUCCACAAGGCUGGUGUGUGAUGUCUAGAAAUGUCAGCAGGGACAAGAAAUCAGAGUGGACCUGCAUUCAUGACCUCCAGGAGCCAAUCAGGAGACGGGAAUCCCAGGAGUUUUCUGUGAUGCCCCACACUUCCUGUAGCCAGUCCUCGUCCACCUACACUCCUGCCUCAGCCUCAACUGCCCCCACCACGCUAGUUACCACCUCACCCUGCACCUCAACCUCCCCAGGGGCGUCCAUCAGGACCCAGACGCCUCGCUCCAUCAUCAUCAACCGCAGCUUCUCUGAUGACAGUGCAAUGGGCACAGUCAGUGCCCCCUCUAUAGUGAUCAAUCCACCGACCUUCAGUGUGGAAGGACGGCAGGUAUCGGACAACUCUCCACAGACCGCUAGAAGCGGGCAGUCUGCGUUAGUGAUCAAUUCCAACCCCUCAAGCGGAUCAGACGAUUUCCAGUCUUCUGUCACAAUCCACAUCACAACUCAAGCGGGGCCGUCCACUUCUCAGGGUGGGUGGAGGAACCUAUUGACCUCAUCUGAAACUUCCCCCCCGAGCUCUGUAGACUCAGACACCCACCAGGAGUGGGGGCUGAACCACCCAAGCGACCGUGAGAUUGAGUCUCUUCUCCAAGAUGAGUUGAGUUCUGAGUCCAGUGCUGAUGACAGUGAUGGUGAGUUUGUGGCUCCAGAGGUGCAGCGGAGCGAGGAUAAUCCCUCUGACAGACCCCGCUACCAGGAUCUUGUGGCAUUGAUCGUCAGGUACGACGUGACGAGGGGCAUUAUCGAUGUCAAUCAUAGGGUAAGACUGGGCAGUGCCUACGAGAGCCCCACUGCACGGACAACGGACAGACUCAUGUAUUACACGGAGGAACCUAAUGUGGCUAGGGGGUUCAUCAAGGAGCUGUGCUUCAGUUCAGACGGCCGCUUGAUCUGUUCACCGUUUGGAUUUGGCGUGCGUCUGUUGGGAUUUGACCCGCUGUGUAGCGAGCUUUGUGACGUGGUGCCCAGUCAGCCAGUUAGACUGUAUGAAGUAGCUAACUGUCUCUCCCACAGUAACAUCGUGGUCACCUGCAAGUUCUCACCCAGACACUGCAUGUUUGUGUCGGGCUGUCUGAGUGGCAAGGUCAUGUUUCACCAGCCUGUUCUCUGAUUCCAGAAAUCUCAGCGUACUCUUUUAUUUGGUUUGUUAUUUAAUGACUUAUGAGUCUUUUUCUGAAAGCUUUUGUUAAUGACUUCACACUGUAGUAAUGAUCCUAACGGUGUGCUUGCGACAUGCAUUAAAAAUAUUGGACAUGCGCACAUUGAUGGUAAGUUUUUGUUGUGUAAUCUUGAAGCAUAAUAUGAAAUUGAAUUAUAUAUAUAUAUGAUAAACAUGCCUGGUGCUUUGUUUAGAUUGUAAAUGAAUGAAUGUUUCCACAUGUGAAUGAAUAAUAUUAAUAAAUCUGUCAUAUGA